This is a messenger RNA of Dermatophagoides pteronyssinus (European house dust mite), 1593 nucleotides long. RefSeq names its product tubulin beta chain. Gene Ontology annotation, cellular component: microtubule. Gene Ontology annotation, biological process: microtubule-based process. Lineage: Eukaryota; Metazoa; Arthropoda; Arachnida; Sarcoptiformes; Pyroglyphidae. The record is from RefSeq and is a predicted model, not a curated record. Gene Ontology annotation, molecular function: GTPase activity; structural constituent of cytoskeleton; GTP binding.
AAAUAUCAUACAUUAUAUUAGUAUUUACAAUCGUUUGAUUUGAUUGUCAUCUUCAUUUUCUUAUUCGUUUUAAUCACCAAAACAUAAAACAAAAUGCGUGAAAUCGUUCAUAUUCAAGCCGGCCAAUGUGGUAAUCAAAUUGGUUCGAAAUUCUGGGAAGUCAUCUCUGAUGAACAUGGUAUCGAUCCAAGUGGUUCAUAUCGUGGCGAUAGUGAUUUACAAUUGGAACGAAUUAAUGUUUAUUAUAAUGAAGCUUCGAAUGGUAAAUACGUGCCACGUGCCGUUCUUGUCGAUCUUGAACCCGGCACCAUGGAUUCGGUUCGUUCAGGUCCAUUUGGACAUCUUUUCCGACCUGAUAAUUUUGUUUUCGGCCAAAGUGGUGCCGGUAACAAUUGGGCAAAAGGACAUUACACUGAAGGUGCCGAACUUGUAGACGCUGUUCUUGAUGUUGUCCGCAAAGAAGCUGAAGGUUGCGAUUGUCUCCAAGGUUUUCAAAUGACUCAUUCAUUGGGCGGUGGUACCGGAUCCGGUAUGGGUACAUUGCUCAUUUCGAAAAUUCGUGAAGAAUAUCCAGAUCGUAUAAUGAACACAUUUUCGGUUGUACCAUCACCAAAAGUUUCUGAUACUGUUGUUGAACCUUAUAAUGCCACACUUUCUGUACAUCAAUUAGUCGAAAAUACUGAUGAAACAUUUUGUAUUGAUAACGAAGCAUUGUAUGACAUUUGUUUCCGAACAUUGAAAUUGACCACACCCACCUAUGGUGAUCUAAAUCAUUUGGUCUCUGUAACAAUGUCUGGUGUUACAACCUGUCUUCGAUUCCCUGGUCAAUUGAAUGCUGAUCUCCGAAAAUUGGCUGUCAAUAUGGUACCGUUCCCACGUUUACAUUUCUUUAUGCCUGGCUUUGCUCCAUUAACAUCACGAGGUUCACAAUUAUAUCGUGCAUUGACUGUACCUGAAUUGACUCAACAGAUGUUCGACUCUAAAAAUAUGAUGGCAGCUUGCGAUCCACGACAUGGUCGUUAUUUGACUGUCGCUGCCAUCUUCCGUGGCCGUAUGUCAAUGAAAGAAGUUGAUGAACAAAUGUUGAACGUACAGAACAAAAACAGUUCAUACUUUGUUGAAUGGAUUCCAAACAAUGUUAAAACUGCCGUUUGCGAUAUUCCACCACGAGGUUUGAAAAUGUCGGCCACAUUUAUUGGCAAUUCGACUGCCAUCCAAGAAUUAUUCCGUCGUAUCUCUGAACAAUUUACUGCUAUGUUCCGACGAAAAGCUUUCUUGCAUUGGUAUACUGGUGAAGGUAUGGAUGAAAUGGAAUUCACUGAAGCCGAAUCAAACAUGAAUGAUUUGGUCAGCGAAUAUCAGCAAUACCAAGAAGCUACAGCUGAAGAUGAAGGUGAAUUCGAAGAGGAAGAAGAUCCCCAACAAGAAGCUUAAAUUCACACUUGAACAUUUGAAAAGCGCUUGCUAAAACAAACAUACAAGAAAUUAAACAUACACCUCACACAAAAACCGGAACAGUUUUUUUAGUUUUAAUAUCUGCACUUUCAAUUUUAAUUGAUUUCAUUUUUUAAAAUAAACAAGCAGAAAUUUUUU